AUGGUCGUCCCUAACCCCAGCGGUACCCAGCUUGAGCUCGCCGGCAAGGUCGCACUUGUCACCGGUGGUGGCCGUGGUAUUGGAUCCGGUAUCGCCCUCGAGCUGGCCAAGAAGGGUGCUUCCGUGGCAAUCAACUAUGCCAGCAGCUCAAAGACCGCCGACGCAGUUGUGCAGGAGAUCAAAGCACAGGGUGUCCAAGGCGCAGCCUUCCAGGCUGACCUGACCAAGGUCGAGUCCAUCGCGAGCCUGUUCCGCCAAGUCGUGGAGCACUUCGGCCAACUCGAUAUCGUCGUCUCCAAUGCCGGAACCGAGAAGUUUGUCUCUCUGGCUGACACCACUCUGACCGAUUUCAACGAUGUGUUUGAUCUCAACACCCGUGCUCAGUUCUUCGUUGCGAAGAAUGCCUACGAUCACAUCAGCCCUGGCGGCCGCGUUGUCCUGAUGUCCUCUAUCGCUGCCGGUGUCGGUGUCCCUGGACACUCCCUGUAUGCAGGCAGCAAGAGUGCCGUUGAGGGAUUCACUCGCUGCUUCGCUGCUGACUUCGGCAAGAAGAGAUGCACGGUUAAUGCCAUUGCCCCCGCCGGAGUUAAGAGCGACAUGUGGAUGAGCAACUCGUGGCGCUAUGCUCCUGGCUGCGAUAAGAACUCUUCCAUCGAAGAGAUAGAGCAGGCCUUGGCCAAUGGCAGUCCCCUCAAGCGUUGCGGUGUGCCUGCGGAUAUUGGCCGCAUUGUGGCAUUCUUGGCCAGCCCUGCCGGAGAAUGGAUCAACGGUAGGUUUUGGAAUGUUGCAUUUUCAAUCUCGAAGGAAACUAACUUUUCUCAGGUCAAAUUCUGCCUUGCAAUGGUGGAGCUAACAUCUAAUGGAGUCGGAGAUGUUUUGCUGGAGUUGGUUGGGAGUUUCCCGUGGACCUCGUGGCCAUCUACAGGGUCUAUCGCAUGA
Messenger RNA from Penicillium brevicompactum, 939 nucleotides. It is a transcript of the gene arp2, whose product is annotated as hydroxynaphthalene reductase arp2. Lineage: Eukaryota; Fungi; Ascomycota; Eurotiomycetes; Eurotiales; Aspergillaceae. Gene Ontology annotation, molecular function: oxidoreductase activity. The transcript has a single exon. The coding region runs from base 1 to 939 and encodes 312 amino acids. The record is from RefSeq and is a predicted model, not a curated record.